AUCCGCUAUAAAGACUACUUCCUGUUUAUAUCUGCCCAAGCACCUGCUAAAGCUUUUGGAGCUAUCCACUCUUGUAUUGUUGCUAGUAUUGAUUACACGCAGGCUAGUUAUGCAGAAAGAAGAGAAACAACUUGAAUCAUCAGUUGAUGUGUUGAUUCAAAAUGUGAAAGAUUUGAAGAACUCCAUCUCCUCUUUCUUACAGAAACUUGAACAUGAGUAUGACCACCUAAGCUGGCCAAAUGUCUUGGACAACUUUGCUCUGCUGUCUGGUCAGCUGAACUCCUUAGGGAAACAGCUGAAGGGAGACAAGAUCACCACGCUGAGAAACUAUGUGCUGUUUCCUGUACUCCUGUCCCCAGAGAGGGACCUGGAACUGGAAAAACUGACGGAGGAGCGUGUGCUGGCUUUUAAUCAUGAAGUUGUGCCUGAUUACCUGCGGACAAAGCCUGAUGCGGAGGUGGAGGAGAAGAUUCAACCUCAGCGCGCCAAGGCCUCCUCGGUGGUUCCUGAAAAUGCAACGAAACAACUCAACACGUUGAAUAAAAUCACCAGCAAUAUUCUGGACAUCUUGAACUCUGCUAGAGAUGAAUGGGAGAAAGAGACAGUACAAAAAACAGCCCAGCCACAGACCUCAAUACAGUCGGACACUCACACACUGAUCGCAGCAACACUGGUAGGGAAAGGGCUGAGGAUGCGACCCAACCCACCGACCACACCCACCCCACCCAUGCCCGGACAGUCAUCCGGUCAGCAACAGAAGGUUCAACAAAAGGCACAAGGCUCACUUGGAAAAGCCCCCAGUGCGAUAAAGACCAACAUCAAGGCUGCUAACACAUCGCAUCCUUAUCAGAGAUCAUGAUUCAGUUUGACGGGAGAUUCAUCCAUCAGCAGGCAACAUAAGGUCGUGAUUCAGUGUGACGGGAGAUUCAUCCAUCAGCAGGCAACAUAAGGUCGUGAUUCAGUGUGACGGGAGAUUCAUCCAUCAGCAGGCAACAUACGGUCGUGAUUCAGUGUGACGGGAGAUUCAUCCAUCAGCAGGCAACAUACGAUCGUGAUUCA
Haliotis rubra (blacklip abalone) is the source of this 1059-nucleotide messenger RNA. RefSeq names its product mediator of RNA polymerase II transcription subunit 8-like. Gene Ontology annotation, biological process: regulation of transcription by RNA polymerase II. Gene Ontology annotation, cellular component: mediator complex; core mediator complex. Gene Ontology annotation, molecular function: RNA polymerase II cis-regulatory region sequence-specific DNA binding; transcription coregulator activity. The record is from RefSeq and is a predicted model, not a curated record. Lineage: Eukaryota; Metazoa; Mollusca; Gastropoda; Lepetellida; Haliotidae.